Messenger RNA from Gastrolobium bilobum, 1009 nucleotides. Its product is annotated as deoxyuridine 5'-triphosphate nucleotidohydrolase-like. NCBI's taxonomy places the organism in Eukaryota, Viridiplantae, Streptophyta, Magnoliopsida, Fabales, Fabaceae. Gene Ontology annotation, molecular function: dUTP diphosphatase activity; magnesium ion binding. Bases 84 to 740 code for a protein of 218 amino acids. The record is from RefSeq and is a predicted model, not a curated record. The transcript is spliced from 3 exons. Gene Ontology annotation, biological process: dUMP biosynthetic process; dUTP catabolic process.
UCUCCUCAACUCAACUGACGCUGCAGUGCAGCAUUGUACAUUGGUACAUUCUUAGUGAUCCAAUUCCAAAUCCUACCGGAAAAAUGGCGGGAAAUUUUGGCGCCAGGAUUGCAUUGGAUAUUGUCCCUCUAUAUAAAACCUACCCUCCUUUCUUAUUUCCCUUAUCACCAUUCUCGUUUUCCCUUGGCGCACACAAGCAUAAGCACGUUCUCAGAAUGGCCCAACCAGAGUCACACGCCAACAACGGCCCCGAGAUUCAAGAGCCUUCGCCCAAAAUCCCUAAGAUCCACAAGAACGGUGACGUUUCUGCCGACACUCCUCUUCUCCGAGUGAAGAAACUCUCGGACAAAGCCAUUUUGCCCUCUAGGGCUUCCCCUCUCUCUGCUGGUUACGAUCUCUCUAGUGCGGUGGAGACGAAGGUGCCAGCGAGAGGGAAGGCUCUGGUGGCUACUGAUAUCAGCAUUUCUAUUCCACAAGGGACCUAUGCUCGCGUUGCUCCGCGGUCGGGGUUGGCGUGGAAGCAUUCGAUCGACGUGGGUGCGGGGGUGAUCGACGCUGAUUACAGGGGUCCGGUUGGGGUGAUCCUGUUCAAUCAUUCCGAUGUUGAUUUUGAGGUGAAGCUUGGAGAUAGGAUAGCGCAGCUCAUCAUCGAGCAGAUCCUCACACCGGAUGUUGCUGAGGUUGAUGAUUUGGAUUCCACUCUCAGAGGUGAAGGUGGCUUUGGAUCUACCGGUGUUUGAUUGGGGUUUCGGUGUUCUGAUGUUAUGUAGUAUGCUUAGUUAGGGUUUAAGGGAUGUGAAGAAAAAACCGAUGGUGGGCGUGUUUCUACUUUUUCCCACCUAUUGUUAGGGCUGAUAAACGAAUGAAAUCAUCAUUGCUUUUAUCAAUCAAACUUCUCUUGCCCCAUUUCAUGUUUAGUGCUUUUCCUAUUCCAAACUUGUGUGGUAAUAUUUGGUUGAAAGGAAUUUGCUGUGAAAAAGAAAUUAUACAGGAAAAUUUGGUCGGCUUU